This is a messenger RNA of Zingiber officinale, 1115 nucleotides long. RefSeq lists its product as uncharacterized. Lineage: Eukaryota; Viridiplantae; Streptophyta; Magnoliopsida; Zingiberales; Zingiberaceae. The transcript has 4 exons. The record is from RefSeq and is a predicted model, not a curated record. Bases 439 to 828 code for a protein of 129 amino acids.
CCGCUGGGAGUCGCCGACCUCGCCCGCAACAAGUGGCAAAAAAGACGAUAUCGCUCGCCCCAGCGCCCCCGCCGCACCACGUCCAAGGUAUUCACGAGGGAGGUAAAUCACGAUAGAGAAGUUAGUGCGCAGUGGGAAGAGUUGCACAAGUACCAGGAAACUCACGCCCUGACUAUCCCGUCGUUCGAACUCACGCUCUCAAGUGGCAAGUUUCUACGCACUAACCGCUCCAGAUAAUCCCGUGGGGCAACCUCGCCCGCAACAAGGUACUAUAGCAGAUCGAUAGCACGAAGUGAGCAUUUUGUGCGCUGUUUCCGCUUCUUGUAGGUAGUAGUGGCGGCCGCGAUCGCUGGUACCAUCGGGCAGCUCUCCAAGCCGCUGGCCUCGGCGAUUUCUGGGAAGGGCAUCGACCUCCGGACGGCAGUCCGGUCGGGAGGCAUGCCGUCUGCUCAUUCCGCUGCUGUUACUGCUGCGGCUACUUUGCUUGGCCUAGAUAGGGGAUUCUCAGAUUCGGUUUUCGGCAUGUCUGUGGUAUUUGCUGCUCUAUUUAUGUAUGAUGCUCAGGGUGCCCGGAGAGAGGUAGGCAUUCAUGCCAAAAUCCUCAACAAGAUCCAAAAUUCCCAAGCAGAGCCAACAUCUCAAAACCGGGAAGAAGAUGACUGCCAAAGCAAAAGACUAAGAAGUUCCUCCAUGAAUUGUGAACAGAAUUCUCCUGUCGUCUCCAUUUCUUCUGACAAGGAAGACUCAUACUUAUUCCAAAGACCUGCUGCAAUCGCAUCUAGUGAGGUGAAGAUUUCAGAUUGCACAAAAGUGGAUAACACCAAAUAACCAAUUCACAUGGAACAGUACAACCACAGUGAAUUGAAUGAAUCAGUUGGCCAUACAGAGAUUCAAGUUAUAGUUGGUGCCUUAUUAGGUUUAGUUGUGGGUGUAGCCACAGAACUUACUUUGUGAUACUCAUACAGAAGAAGAAUCAUCAGAUUUUUUCCUUUUUAUUUUGACAAUUUAAUUUUAUAUUGAUAUAAAUGAUUUAUUAGGGGAUUCAAGUAAAAGGUUGGUUGUUAUUGGUGUAUGUAAAUGAUAUAAUCUCUUUAUAAUACAAUUUAUUAAUACAA